AUGGCUGUAGAAUUUCGUGGUUUUCAUUAUGCUGAUUAUAUCGUGUUUGCAAUUACGAUUAUAAUUUCGGUUGGCAUUGGUAUCUACUAUGCUUUGGCCGGUAGCAAAAAGAAAACAACAUCGGAAUAUCUUGUUGGAAGCCGAUCGAUGAAAAUCGUACCCAUAACCCUGUCCCUUAUGGUUAGCUUUGAGUCUUCCAUAAUGAUGUUAGGGUUUCCUGCGGAGAUCUACACCUUUGGAAUGAUGUUUUGGUGGGGUUGUUUUGGAUUUUUAUUUGUGAUGUUGAUUGGAGCUCGUAUGAUAGUUCCAUUGAUCCAUCCUUUGAAAAUUACUAGCGUAUAUCAGUAUCUAGAUUUAAGAUUCAAAUCCAGAGCAGUUCGAGCUGUUGGUUCUACAUUAGCAGUACUGAAUACGAUUUUAUACAUGGGUGUGGUAUUAUUUGGUCCUGCAAUAGCUCUUCAAGCAGUAAUGGGUUUUCCGUUAGUUUGGUCGAUGACAACCGUGGCAGCAGCAUCUAUGAUAUAUACUACAAUUGGCACGAUGGAUGUUGGUGGUCCAUCAGAAGUGUUUCGACUGGGAAAAGAAGGAGGUCGUUUAAAAAUGUUCAACUUUAGUCCAGACCCAACAAUCCGACAUACAUUUUGGAUCUUGGUUAUUGGUAUGACAUUACGAACAAUGGGAUUAGCUGUUGGUCAAGCUUCCAUUCAACGUAUCUCAUCAACUCCUACUAAACGUGAUGCCCAAAAAGUGAUGGCAAUGGUUGGUCCUAUGUUUUUCAUUACUAUGACAUUAGCUAUGUUGGAAGGCCUGGUAGCCUUUGCCUACUAUAGUAAAAUAAAAUGUGAUCCAAUGGCUAGUGGACAAAUUGACAAUGCUAAUCAGAUAAUGCCAUUGUUUGUCCUGGAUUUGUUUGCAAAUUUACCUGGUAUGCCUGGUUUAUUUAUGGCUUCACUCUUUAGUGCAUCAUUAAGUACAUUAUCAUCUGGUCUGAGUGCUCUUUCAGCACAAACAGUUGAAGAUUAUGUCAUGCCGUUUAUGUCGAAGAAAUCUGACAGAGUCAAAACCAUCUUAGCUAGAAUAUCGGUUAUUAUUUAUGGAUUAUUGGCAGUAGCAACUUCUAUGAUUAUUUCAACAGUUGGUGGUAACAUGUCACAGAUAGGAUUUAGUUUAAUGGCAUCCUUUGUUGGACCAGCUUCUGGAUUGAUUUUAGUAGCAGCAUUAGUUCCUUUUGUUAACCACAUAGGUGCCCUGGUUGGUGUAGUUUGUGGGGUUUGUAUAACUUUCUGGCUGUCAACAGGAUCAUACUUGAGCUCAUCUUUAAUGAAGGAACCAAUAUUACCACCAGCACCAAUAGAUAACUGCCCUCUGACUAACUCCACAUUAUCAGCAUACAACUACACUUUACAAAGUAUACAAAAAAUAGAAGAUUUCAAAAACUAUACGCCGGAAGGUAUAGACAAAGUAUACAGCGUAUCCUAUCUGUGGCUUGGUGGAGUAGCAGUCUUAAUAGUAUUUGUUGUAAGCAGUAUCGUUAGCUUUAUCACAGGUCGAAUAAAGCCAGGCGAAACAGAAGCAAUUUAUACUGUGCCAGUGUUUGAUUUGUUUUGUUGUUGCUUCCCAGAUUGUAUUUUAAAACCGCUUAGAUGUGGGGUAGAUUAUUCCAAGAAAAUAAAAGAUGAUGACAAAUAUGAUGAUGUAGAACUAGAAUUGGAUGAAAACGGGGGAUUAAUUCGGCCUAUCAUUAAAAUAAAUAGCGACUAGGCGGAGAAAUUUCUUAAAUAGAUCACUUUGGCAAUGUUCACAUUUUGUGUCUAUUGUUCACGUGUUGUAUCCUUGUUCACAUUUUGUGUCUAUUGUUCACAUGUUGUGUUCGUUUUUCACACGUUGUGUCCAUUGUUCACAUUGUAAUGUCCAUUGUUCACAUGUUGUGUCUAUU
Messenger RNA from Lottia gigantea (owl limpet), 1936 nucleotides. RefSeq lists its product as hypothetical. Gene Ontology annotation, cellular component: membrane. Lineage: Eukaryota; Metazoa; Mollusca; Gastropoda; Lottiidae. Bases 1 to 1761 code for a protein of 586 amino acids. The transcript has 15 exons. Gene Ontology annotation, molecular function: symporter activity. The record is from RefSeq and is a predicted model, not a curated record. Gene Ontology annotation, biological process: transmembrane transport; sodium ion transport.